Molecule: messenger RNA, 1781 nt
Organism: Hypoxylon trugodes
Lineage: Eukaryota; Fungi; Ascomycota; Sordariomycetes; Xylariales; Hypoxylaceae
Product: Bicupin, oxalate decarboxylase/oxidase
Exons: 4
Coding region: 166-1662 (498 amino acids)
Biological process (GO): oxalate metabolic process
Source: RefSeq, a predicted model, not a curated record
GGAUUCUCCCUUACUCGGGACAAAGAGACUUCUCCUCAUUAGAACGGCUUAUGAGCUAUACUCGAACAACGACAGCGACGGGGGCAUCCUUGACGUGCUUGAACCUUCUUCCUAUCUCCUAUCAUUUCACUACUCCUUCCUAUCAACCGAUCGGUGUCGUUAAAAAUGAAGUACUCAAGUAGUCUCGCAAGCUUUGGGCUAUUUCCUCUGGCCCUCGGCCUCCCGAAGCCACAAAUGACGUACGAAGAAAAUUCGGGACCAGUUGGUGGUGUAGCCGCACCAAUUCCUAUCUACAGUGGCCCUCCUGUUGGAGAUUUACGUGGAUCAACGAACUUGCAAGGUGGUAUAGCUUCACGUCCUCCUAUCUCUGGAGGUGCUUCGGCCAUUGUAGAGGACCCGGAGCUAGUGAACGGCCAAGAAGCCGAUGGCAAGCUAGGUUUGUACCUGGACUUCAACAGCGUCGACUCUCCCAACGGCCCGCAGCCAAUUCGUGGUGAUUUGGGAGGAACCGAUCCGGGUCCACGUACGCACGAGUAUGAGAAGUUGAAUCCCGACACUUUUGCUCCACCUGAGACAGAUUCGGGCACUGUUCCCCAAGCAAUGUGGCCGCUGGGAUUGAGUCACAAUUUGUACGGCAAAAAGGAGCAAUCCGGUUGGGCUAGACAGCAGAACCAAGAUGUGCUUCCCAUAGCUACUGAUAUGGCUGGUGUUGACAUGAGAUUGGCGCCGCAUGCCUACCGAGAAUUGCAUUGGCAUACUGCCGGCGAAUGGGCGCUGGUAUUGAAAGGCUCAGUCCGCAUUGCGGCGACGAACUCCGACGGAGCUACCUUCAUCGAUGAUGUUACCGAGGGCGACGUGUGGUUUUUCCCGCAGGGUGUCCCUCACAGCAUUCAAGCCCUAGAUGAGGGUUCGGAAUUUCUCUUGAUCUUCGACAGCGGCACCUUCUCCGAGUAUGACACCUUCUUGGCUACCGAAAUGAUCAUGCGUACGCCCGUCUCCGUGUGGGCCAAGGAUCUUCAGACCGACGUUAGCUCGUUUAACGACGUUCCCGAUGAAGAGAAAUACAUCUUCAAAGGCACCCCCGCCCCGGCUAACAUCACAGAACAAAACAUCACCUCGUCAGCUGGCGCCCUCUGGGGAGCUGCGAGUUAUUCGUACCACUGGUCGCAGCAAGAAUUCCGCAACACAUCUGGCGGCUCAGUUAAGAUUCUUGACCCACUAACCUUCCCGGUCGCCGAAAACUUCGCUGCAGCUCUCGUUGUGCUCGAGCCAGGCGCGAUGCGCGAAGUGCACUGGCACACCGACAGCGACGAGUGGUCGUACUUCCUACAAGGAUCCGCGCGUAUCACAAUCUACGCCGCACCCGAUUCCUCGCGCACCUUCGACUUCACCGCCGGCGACGUGGGUUAUAUCCAGAAGUCUGCUGGUCACUACAUCGAGAAUACUGGCACCGAGGAUGUUAUCUUCCUCGAGGUGUUACAGGCGAAGAAGUUUACGGAUAUUAGUGCGGCUCAGUGGUUGGCUUUGACACCGCGGCAAAUCGUUAAGGACACGAUAAAUUUGUCCGACGAGGUCUUGGAUAAUCUGCCUAAGGAGAAGACGAUUAUUAAGCCAGGCAAUAAGAAUAUGACGGCUAUUGCUUCGAGUGGUAACCCCGAGUAGACUGAAAGGGGGUGCUCAGUAAGGAGGGACGAAUAUUAUGAAAAAGUUGACUGAUGGACAUGGAGAAAGAUGAUUGCUCAUAAGCUUCUAGACGUUGGAUUUCGCAUAUAGUAUCUUGU